AGAGACACCCUUAAUUUAUACUAAGUGACUAAAUAUAUCAACUAGUUUUCCAAAUUGAUAAAGUCAAUGAAGUUUUUGCGAUAUUUACAAAGUCAUAAACCAAAUUGUUUUUAAAAACUUUUCCCCCAUUUUUGCUCCAUGUCACUGUUCAACGGCUCAAUUUGGAAUGACUUAUGAUGCUGCAAACCCUGGUAUAACCUUCAAUGCAGACAAUUUUGCAGUGAAGCAAUUGACAACAUAGUACAUUGGAAACAAUACCAUGUAACAUGUAUGUCAGAUACACAACACAACAAACCUCAACAAAACAACAAUGUCUUUUUAUUCCAUUCAAAAAACACGACAAACUUCAACAACAAUUUCAUUCCUUUUCAACCUCUUCCCUGUUUUUCCAUCCUCGUACCACUCAUUACCCAUCCAACAAACCCCUUUUGUUCAUUCAUUUUCUCCAUCACCAACCCCCCACUGUUACACUUCACUACUCCAAUCUUGUAUCGAUUCCAAGGCAUUAAACCCAGGGAAACAGCUCCAUGCUCAAUUCUUCCAUCUGGGUUUUGCUUACAAUGAAGUCUUGGCCACUAAACUUGUUCAUCUGUACGCUGUUUCUAACUCUCUUCCAAAUGCACGUAACCUGUUCGACAAAAUUCCCAAACGGAAUUUGUUUCUAUGGAAUGUUUUGAUUCGGGGUUAUGCCUGGAAUGGGCCUCACGAUACUGCCAUUUCACUAUACCAUAGCAUGCUUGACUAUGGUCUUAAGCCUGAUAAUUUCACUUUACCGUUUGUUCUUAAGGCAUGUUCGGCACUUUCUGCGAUUGGAGAGGGAAGGAGCAUUCAUGAGUAUGUGAUAAAAAAUGGGUGGGAGAGGGAUGUUUUUGUAGGUGCAGCCCUUAUUGACAUGUAUGCCAAAUGUGGUUGUGUGAUGGAUGCGCGUCACGUAUUUAAUACAAUUGUUGUGCGCGAUGUUGUGUUGUGGACCUCUAUGGUUGCUACUUAUUCUCAAAAUGGACACCCUGAUGAAUCACUUUCGUUGUGCCGUGAGAUGGCCGCUAAUGGUGUUAGACCUACCGAGGCAACUCUUGUGACUGUGGUUUCAUCUUCGGCUGACAUUGCAUGUCUCCCUUAUGGGAGGGAAAUCCAUGGAUUUGGUUGGAGAAAUGGAUUUCAAUCCAAUGACAGGGUUAAAACUGCUUUGAUUGAUAUGUAUGCAAAAUGUGGUUCUGUGAAAGUUGCCCGUGCUUUGUUUGAGCGGCUUUGGGAAAAAAGGGUUGUUUCGUGGAAUGCAAUUAUUACUGGUUAUGCAAUGCACGGUCUUUCUGUUGAAUCUUUGGACUUGUUUGAAAAAAUGAGGAAGGAGGCUCGGCCGGAUAAUAUAACCUUUGUCAGUGUUCUUGCGGCUUGCAGCCGAGGGCGUUUGUUGGAUGAAGGACGGGCGCUGUACAACUUGAUGGUGAAGGAUUAUGGUAUCAAUCCUACAGUUCAACAUUACACUUGCAUGGUUGAUCUCCUUGGUCACUGUGGUCAACUGGAUGAGGCGUAUGAUCUUAUAAGACAUAUGAGUGUUAAGCCAGAUUCUGGUGUAUGGGGUGCUUUGCUGAAUUCAUGCAAAAUCCAUGGGAAUGUGGAAUUGGCGGAGUUAGCUUUAGAGAAACUAAUUGAGCUUGAACCUGAUGAUUCUGGAAAUUAUGUGAUUUUAGCUAACAUGUAUGCUCAAUCAGGCAAGUGGGAAGGAGUGGAAAAGUUGAGGCAGUUAAUGACAGACAAAGGAAUAAAGAAAAACAUUGCUUGUAGCUGGAUUGAAGUAAAGAACAAAGUGUAUGCAUUUCUUGCAGGAGAUGUUUCACACUCAAAUUCUGAUGCAAUAUAUGCAGAGUUGAAGAGGUUAGAAGGACUAAUGCAUGAAGCUGGAUAUGCUCCAGAUACAGGAUCUGUUUUCCAUGAUGUGGAGGAAGAUGAGAAAACAAGUAUGGUAUGCAGUCACAGUGAAAGACUAGCUAUUGCAUUUGGACUUAUAAGUACAUCGCCAGGAACCCGGCUUUUGAUAACAAAGAAUCUUCGAAUUUGUGAGGACUGCCAUGUUGCUAUUAAGUUCAUCUCAAAGAUUACGGAGAGGGAAAUUACUGUAAGAGAUGUUAAUCGCUAUCAUCAUUUUAAACAUGGCAUGUGUUCAUGCGGUGAUCAUUGGUGAUGAGGAUGAAAUCCAGUUAGGAAAAUUGGCCAACACAACAGUCUCUUACAUCAGAGUUUUGUCCAAAAUAAUUGAGUUCAUUCAUACGUAAAAUGAGUUCAUCUAAUGAAGGGUUAUACUAAAUUAUUUUUGCUCCAAAUGAAGGUUAAACUAAGAGUUUAUUGAUUAGUAUUUUUGUUUGUUCGAAUGAUCUAUCAUAUGAAAUUCAAAGGCAUGGUUUUAGCCUAAGAAUCAUAGUUCAAGUGCCAAUUUUUUUUUAGGGUAAAAUAUGUUUUUUGUCCCUAUAAAAUUAGGAAAUUUUUGUUUUUCGUCCCUAUGAAAAAAGCACUUGUUUUCAUCCCUACAAAAACUUUAUUGAUGAAAGGUUAAGCUUCAAGAUUUGCCUAUUGUUCUUGGUGUUUUUUGUCUUUUGCAUAAUAUUUGUGAGAUGAAAGGUGAGAAAAUGGAUCAUGAACUUAAGGUUGAUGUUAUUGAUGAUGAAAUGGUUGCUGAAGUUGGUUUGAGAUCAGUUAAUUCUUUGAAGGCUAGAGAUGCUAUUGCUCCUAAUUUUUUGCAUCAUGGUUUAGCAGGCACUUCUUUUCUCUAAACUGAUGAGAAUUAGUGGAUUUUGUUAAUCAAGAUAUUUUGAAAAUUGAACUCACUAAACCCUCUGUGGGUUUAUGUGCCUUACCCUUAAUUUCAAUUCCUUGAUGCAUUUCUUAUUUAUUUCCCAUCUUGCAGAACAGGUUUGACCUUCUGUAUUAGUAUUAUGAUGAUUAGUUUUAGCUUGAAGCAUAUUCACAUGCCUCUUGUGACCUUAAAUUUGUUUCUAUAUCAGCAGGUCUUGCAAAGGGUGCAACUAUUGGUAUAUCUAUAGUAGCAAUAUUUGGACUUGGACUUCUUACAUUUGGUUCUAUAUCAGCAGGUCUUAAUUCCUUACAUUUUUUUGUAAAGCGCUGACAUUGAACAUGCAGAACCUCCAGAGUAACUCUGAACAUGGCAAAGUAACAAAGCUAUGACGCUGACACGGCAGAGAGGUGUCUAUAUAUCCUGCACAAUCACUUUCGGCGCGUGACCUAAAUUAGCAUCAAUACAUAUUUCAUAUCAUGACAUAUAUGUUAGCAGUCUUUAAGGAGGGAAAUUGUCAACUGUGUCUGACAGGAAGGAAUUUUUGUAGGAUGUUGAUUCAGCUUUGGUGCAAUCCAAGGCAAAAUGGAAGAUCAUCAUACCAUCAAUUGAUAUGAGUAUGACCAUUUUACAAUUUCUAACAAAGUUUCUUCACCAUUGAUCCAGUCAAAUAAUGUUGAUGCUUACAUCAAUGGACAUGACCAGUGCUUGGAGCACAUAAUUGACAAAGAGAGCGGAAUACAAUUUUUUACAAGUGGAGGUGGAUCAAAGGCAUGGAGGGGCGACAUCAAGCCAUGGAAUCAAGAACUGAACUUGUAUCACUUACUUGUCCUUCAGAUAGAAGGGUCAAGCAAUUGGCCAUGUCCUCCACUUCCUAAAUACUAUUCUAUAAUCUUACCCCCUUUUUUUUUUUUGGUGAAUAACUUUCUCUUAACUACCUGGUCAGUAAUUUCUUCACCAACUGUCCUACCCUGUCUUUUAUAUUUACGACUUAGAAGAAAAAAUCAACACACAAACACA
This is a messenger RNA of Trifolium pratense (red clover), 3808 nucleotides long. RefSeq names its product putative pentatricopeptide repeat-containing protein At3g23330. The transcript is spliced from 2 exons. The record is from RefSeq and is a predicted model, not a curated record. Gene Ontology annotation, biological process: RNA modification. The coding region runs from base 311 to 2182 and encodes 623 amino acids. NCBI's taxonomy places the organism in Eukaryota, Viridiplantae, Streptophyta, Magnoliopsida, Fabales, Fabaceae. Gene Ontology annotation, molecular function: RNA binding; protein binding; zinc ion binding.